UCUCCUCUCCCUUGUGUUACUCAGCAGAUUUCACACCUCUUCAUGUCCCUCGCAAGAGAUCGUAAUCGAGAAGGCUCACAAGUGUGCCCGCUUGAGCUAUUCGGUAUGAUGCUCCGAGAGGGAGAAACCUCUGAUUCCUUGGGGAGCUACACUGGCAGUCUUCUUCCUUUCCUAUCAGACCCUGGCAAUUCGUCCAGCACUGCGUACGUGCAUGGUACGGUGAAUUCCCCGCCCGAAGAAGUCCUCUCUUUCAUCGACUGUAGAACCACCUCAUCCGAACACUGGGCCUACUCCAACGCUUGGGUGCUUAGUUUCGAGCAAGGCGACGACGAGGGCGAAUGCGCUGCCUGGAUUGACGCCAUGGGUCAGAAUUGCCAGUUGAAUCGCCCUGAUAUCACGCGUCGAACUGCCGAUUCCGGGCCGAUUCAGGAGCUGGAAAGCGGGUAUGGUUCGGUAAGAAGCCCCGUGAAGGAGAAGCCCUGUGCAGCAGCUGCCGUUGAUGGCCUUCAAGAAAGCAUGGAGCAAAAGCGCCCGCGCACGUACGCAUGUGAUAUGCAAAGUCCCAAGAAGCAGUGCGGUAAUGCUAGGAAGACCAAAGACAAGUCUAGCCCAUCCGAGGAUCCUCAGAGUAUUGCAGCAAAGAACCGGAGGGAACGGAUCAGUGAGCGGCUCAAAGUUCUACAAGGCCUCGUUCCCGAUGGCACAAAGGUUGAUUUGGUGACCAUGCUAGAGAAAGCGAUUAGCUACGUGAAGUUCCUUCAGUUGCAAGUGAAGGUGUUGGCAACCGAUGAGUUCUGGCCGGCGCAAGGGGGGAAAGCACCAGAUGUUGGGAAAGCAAAGGAAGCCAUCGAUGCCAUCUUAUCCACUCACGGAGACAGGAACCGCAGGUCUAAGCAGUGACCCAAAACAGCCAUGGAUUGAAGCCAGGAAGGACUUGUUCCCUUUCCCUUUUCAUUUGUAACUCAGAUGUAACGCUAACUGAGUUCAUCAGUGCAAUGAAUUUGGCCUUUUGUCUA
Musa acuminata subsp. malaccensis (wild Malaysian banana) is the source of this 1016-nucleotide messenger RNA. RefSeq lists its product as uncharacterized. NCBI's taxonomy places the organism in Eukaryota, Viridiplantae, Streptophyta, Magnoliopsida, Zingiberales, Musaceae. Gene Ontology annotation, molecular function: protein dimerization activity; DNA-binding transcription factor activity. Gene Ontology annotation, biological process: regulation of DNA-templated transcription. The record is from RefSeq and is a predicted model, not a curated record.